CCUGGAUUCACUUCACUCCUUCGUGGAACAGCCACUGGCGACGAUUCUGAGGAUGAAGGUGGCGAAUCAGGUGCUGACAGACAUUCAAAGGAGAGAAAGUCCGGUCGCGUACAGAGCAACGCUCUCGAGUCGAGGCUUCACGGCGAGAGCUAUGAUAGCGACGAAGUUGCUGGGAACGACCAGGAAGGAAGUCAGCAAAGCCACAAUCAUAGCCACCGACACCACCAGCACCAUGGCAAGGGGCCCAGCUUGCAUCAUGAUUCCGAGGCGGUGCAUCACCAUCCACGACACAGGGAGCACAACCGGCUGCUGCAGCAGGAAGAUGCCAAGGAAUUGAAGCUGUCGGCGACCCAGUACGACUUUGCUAUCUGUCGGCUACAGCCAAAUACAGCCAUCGCGAAGGAGCUUCAGCAGCCAGUGCACGGAUUAAUCAGCCUGUGGCAACAGAAAGGCGGCCGUGAUCUCAACGUGCACGUCCACGUGAUGGGGCUCAGAGUGAACGACAGCGCCCGCGAUCACCGUGCCUUCAUGCAUGGCAUGCAUGUGCAUCAGCUGGGAAACCUGAGCGACAGCUGUCAAUCAACCGGGCCUCACUUCAACCCUACCAACACCACGCACGGAGAUCGCAGAUCGACCGUGAGGCACGUUGGGGAUUUCGGGAACAUUGCCUGUGACAAGCAUGGCGAGAGCAACGUCAUCUUCACUGACACAGUAGCAUCGCUCACUGGCCCUCACUCCAUUGUGGGUCGUUCGAUCAACAUUCACGCUCGCAUGGACGAUCUCGGAAGGAACCCGGACAACCCCGCCAGCGUGUCGUCCGGAGAUGCUGGGCCCCGGAUCGCCUGUUGUGUGGUCGAGAAAGUGGACAAGUUGCCGCAGUUGAGCAGCAAGACCGCUCGACGAAUCCUGCGCGACAUCAUGCAGCCGUUCAGCGACUUCGAGAGCGAGUGAAAAGUGCCCACUUGAACUAUGCGGUGAUGGGCACGUGGGACCGAGCGUGGGGCGCCCGAGAGGCUGAUUUGUUGCCUCAUUUUUUUAUAUUACCUCAUUUUGACUGCAUGCAAAUAUCUUGCAAUGCAUCCUUCACUUAUUCUAUGAACGACGCAAAAAGUGACACUGCGUUUUCCGCGUAUGGCCGGUGUAACAAAGCCGUUACGCAUCGUGUCACGUUUACCCCGAUCGCCUUAGUUGCGCAGAGCCCUCAAAAGCGAAGGAAGCGUCGACGACACGAGGUCGCCAUGUCGUUUGUCCUCUCAUAAAUAUUACGGGUGGCGAAGGUCAGACAGCCUUGAAAAUUGUACGUUGGUUUGAGAAACCUACCAUUGAAACGGCCAAGGAAGAAGAGCCGAUAGUCUAGGUAAGGUUUUAUGCGAGGCUGAGGCUUUUAAUUUGUGCAACCUGCUAACUAUUCGCUGUAUCAGUUACUUUUUUUGUUGCUUUGAAGCAGUCUAGACGUCACGUCAGGCCCACCAAAAUUGUGAGCUACAGUACAUGCAUCCUUUUCCAGUAAAUUCUACUAGCGAAGAAGAAGAUGAUGGGGACGAACAUUAUGCAUUUUCUACAUAUUAGCCACGCUUAAUUGUCUCAAAGGUGACGUUGUGUUAGUUUAACAAAUACCGCAUCUCUUGCUCGUGUCUCGGUAGCAUACGACGCGAUUAUAUUGGUACAUUCUCUCGUUUAACAAGGAAAGGUGCCCAUAUGUACUGUGCAAGAUCAGCGCUUAAUCAUCAGUGGUUUUCAAAUAUCGGGUUGUAUACUUACCAACAAAACCGGUAGAAAUAAUUUUAUCUAAGCGUAAACGAAAUCAAAUAGGACUGUUUUCAUAUGAACCACCGUUAUAAAGUCAUUUUUUCCCCUUUAUAUUUGGCGUGUGCCUAGUUCUAGACGUAAUGCCGUAUCCGUAUGCAAGUAAUAAAUAUAUUUCUGUGCUGUGCAACAUUCGUUCGUCGUUAUUUUCAGCGCUGCAUAGAGAAGGUGCCAGUAAUUCAUUGUGGUCGCAUCCUUCGACAGCUGCCAUAUCCAUGUUCUGGUGUACAGUGCUCAAAUAGUGAAACUCUAUACUCGAAGCGCAUGGCGGCGGACGCUUCUUGCACCUCUGGUGAACAUUGUAUGAGUGCUCGAGGCCCUGAUGCACUCACAAUGCGUCGCAAAGGCUCUCGCUCUCGUCGUAUACCACAGUGCACCAGAUCGACGUCCCCAGAACACACAGGUGGCGCAAAAAGCACCGGCUGGCACUUGCUACGAGUCUCGAAUUUGAAUCUCUCUGACUUAUGUAUUCGAAGCCUCAGAAAUAAAGCGCGGUUCAUAUUGUUUU
Dermacentor andersoni is the source of this 2314-nucleotide messenger RNA. RefSeq lists its product as uncharacterized. The record is from RefSeq and is a predicted model, not a curated record. Gene Ontology annotation, molecular function: copper ion binding. Gene Ontology annotation, biological process: superoxide metabolic process. NCBI's taxonomy places the organism in Eukaryota, Metazoa, Arthropoda, Arachnida, Ixodida, Ixodidae.